GUGAUUUUGCAAAUAAGUGACAGCAAGUUUUCCUACGAUUGGUUUAUAGUCACACACCCACAAAACGUUUAGCACUGAGGUCAUUGAAGAUGACUAACUUUACUUAAGCUAACUGUAUUUGAAUUGAACGCAAUAACUCAUUAUUGCACGACACGCCAGCCCUCCCAUCCGCGGCAUAUAAAAACAACGUCUGACGACUCAUCCCGUAAUAGAUGCGCGCGUAUUGAAAGAGUAGCUUAGCGUGAGACACAGACAACGUUCAAAAAUGUCCAGUUUUAGUGUAGCUAAUUUAUAUCACUGUGGAUUCUUCACAUACCUUGUGAUGUUCUCGUUUUACGUUUCUAUAACGUCCUCUGUGAGCCUUGACUUGACUGAACUGAGAAACAAAGUUGCAAAAAUCAAAGUUAACCCAAGAGGAAAUUUAUGGGCAACAGGUCAUUUUAUGGGGAAGAAAAGUAUUGAAGACACUGAACAAUUGCCGACCCAGGAGAACGCUGCGAUGAAAGCCAUCGAGGCGGCACUGAAUCCACAACAGGUCGAGCCCAUGGACAUCUUCAAUGAAAUACUGAAGAUCGCACUUCAGACACACAUCGAGUCGCAAGAGAUCAGUCCCAAAGAUCGGGAGACUGCACUAUUAAUGAAGAUAUUAGGCAACUACAUCCAAGGCAACAGAAAAUGAUGAUGGCUUCCACUGGCUGAAAACCAUAAGGGUGUUUCCGUCAUAUGGACAUUUUCAAUUGCUUUUUCAUUGACUGUCAUUUAUUAAAAAGUAUGUCUACCAUCAAAAUGUAGCAACAAGUUAUAUUUAUUUUUGGACAUGCCCAGAAUUGUUAUUCUUAUUCAAUACUUUGUAUUAAUUAAAGACAAGUAGUAAAGAAAGUUGGUCCACCAUGCAUCUACAUUGUUAAAAGUGUCAUAAUUUAACAACUAUCAACAUUUGUAUUCAGUUACUUCUUGCGGUUGUGAUUUAAUAAUUAUACUUAUUUAUUUAUUUAUAUAAAGCACUACUUGGGUUAAAAUCAACCCAGUCAAGGCCAUUUUACAAACUAUCAUGAAUAUCUAGUCACCAAAACAGUAAAAAAACACACGCAUGCUAAGAAAUUAAUCAUAUGUAUGAUCUACACAUGCAUGUAUUAAAGGAAAAAAAACAUUAUCAGCAAACUAUGUUAAGGUUUGAAAGUUUUUUUAACCUAUAGAAAUGGAAAAUAAUUUUUUAUGAGAUAUUAUUUACAAUCCAACUAAUUGUAAUUUAUAAAAAUGCAUAGUGCGUACAU
Molecule: messenger RNA, 1274 nt
Organism: Paramisgurnus dabryanus
Lineage: Eukaryota; Metazoa; Chordata; Actinopteri; Cypriniformes; Cobitidae
Gene: nmbb
Product: neuromedin Bb
Biological process (GO): neuropeptide signaling pathway; positive regulation of hormone secretion
Cellular component (GO): neuron projection
Molecular function (GO): neuropeptide hormone activity; neuromedin B receptor binding
Source: RefSeq, a predicted model, not a curated record